Molecule: messenger RNA, 2569 nt
Organism: Cucurbita pepo subsp. pepo (vegetable marrow)
Lineage: Eukaryota; Viridiplantae; Streptophyta; Magnoliopsida; Cucurbitales; Cucurbitaceae
Source: RefSeq, a predicted model, not a curated record
CGCAGGCAGAGGAAUCGAGCCACUACCUCAUAGGAGAAUUGCCUCGAACUGGUUCACGGUUCCUCUUGACUUCUUCCUCCCCUUUCCUUUCUCUUCCAUUCUCCGAUCCUUCUCUUCCAGAGGUUUCAAUCUCCAUCUCUUUCAUCUGCACUUUCCAGAUCUUCAUCAGUGCGGCAUUUCGUAGUAUCCGAUCCUUUUUUUUUCUUUUUUUUUUUUCUGGAUUAAUCUAAUCGGCCACCUGCAUUAGAGAAGUAUUAUCUAUAUUCAUAUGUUCUAGCAUUGAUCGGAGGUGGAGAGUCUUAGCUACAAUCUCGUUUUUUUGUAUAGUAGAUUGAGAGAGAAAGAGAGAGAGAGAGAGAGAGAGAGACCUGGAGAGGGAAGGGCGGCAAUGUCGUGGCUUAGAGCAGCGGUGAUCAAGGCGGUGGAAGCGAGUUCUGGACGGAAGGAUAACCUCACCCGCACCGUCCGUAACUACGCUGGCUCCGUCGCUUAUCAUGCAGGAAAUGCUGUCGUGGGAGGCGCCAAGAUCAUCCAAGACCGCAUUGGAAGGAAUAUGCAGUGCUUUAAACAGGCAGUAAAAAGGCUGGAAGAAAUCUCUGUUUCGUCUAGAGGUCCAGAAAGAGUUCAGCUAUUGAGAAGGUGGCUAAUAGCGCUCAAAGAGGUGGAUAGAUUGUCAUCAGGUCCUGUCGAGGGGGGUAAAAACAGUCCGACAGAUCAGAUUAACGAUGAAAAUAAAGAUUCUCCGAAGAGACCUGCGGUGGUCUAUUAUUUGGACCCAGAUAUGGGAAGCGAGCUGAGAACUUUUCGUGAUGUGUUUCUUACAAGCCAAGCUCUAGAAGGCAUUACGUUGUCUAUGAUUCUCGAGGAACCUAAUGAAGAAGAAGAAUCACUACUUCUUGAGAUAUAUGGGCUCUGUCUUUCAGGAGGAAAGGAAGUACGUCAAGCAGUAAUGACGAGUGUGCACACUUUGGCAAAAGCAUUUUCAGAAUACCAAGAUGAAGUACUGGUGAAACGAGAUGAACUGCUUCAAUAUGUCCAAGAUGCAAUUUCAGGGCUGAAAAUAAAUGCUGAUUUUGAUAGAAUAGAUGCUAAAGCAUGUAGCGUGAAAGAGAAACUUGAUGAAAAGCAGGAAGAGCUGACGCCUUCAAGUGGAGACCAUGACAACACAUUUGAUAAUGGAAGUACAACUUCUAAGAUUCUACAAGAAAUACUUUCACGAGUUCAAUUAUGCUCCAAGUUGGAGGAGCUCCUAGUCAAGAAGAAGCUUUUCAAUGAUGGGAAUUCUGCACAGCUUCAUGCUGAAAAGGUUGAGAAACUGAGAAUUUUGUCAGAAUCUUUGGCUAAUUCUACCUUGAAAGCAGAAAGACGUACUGUAGACCACAGCAGAGAGCAGAAAGAGGAGGCACUUAACUAUCGGGUAGCUAAAUCCAAGGAAAUGGUCCAAGCUGAAAAGGAAUUGACAGAUGAGAUUGGAGAUCUUGAAAACCAAAAGGAUCAACUGGAAGCUGAAUUAAAAAAGGUCAAUGCUUUGUUGUCUGCUGCUCGUAUGCGCCUUCAUAAUGCAAAAGAAGAAAGAGAGCAUUUUGAUGAAGCGAGUAACCAGAUACUUGUGCACUUGAAGACAAAGGAAGAUGAGCUGUUCAGAUCUGUUGCUUCAUAUAAAGUAGAAGCCAAUGCUGUAAAUGCAUGUAAAACCUUUUUAGAGCAUACAUGGAACCUCCAGACAUCCCAAAGACAACAAAAGGAGGAGAAUGUCAAUGGUGAGCUGGAAAAAUAUGGAGAUUAUUUUGUGAAGUUGGUCACCAGCCUUCUCACUUCUUACAAGGGAAAGUUGGAGCCCUCACUUUCUUGUAUCAGGAUACUUGAGGAGAACUUGAGUUCAAUGAAGGGGUCAGAUGCAAUGUCCAAUAUUGAUGAUAGAGAUUUAGAUGUCAAUAAUGAACGGAAAAAGCUCGAAGAGGAAUAUUUGGAUAUCGAAUCUAAGUUUGUUUCCACCUUAAGCACUGUGGAUACAGUAAGAAUGCAAUUCUACGAUACAAAAGGAGUUGUCAGGAAUCUUGGCCUGCGAGUACAAGAGUUAUUUGAUGCACUUGAAAAAAUAAAAAAAGAAUUUGAGUCCAUCAAGAGACCGAGAUUGUUGAUCGAAACUUUUAGACAAAAACCAGAGUUACGAGUCAAAGACAGGAUACGUAGAACUUCAAGUUUGGCGUCCGUAUCCAAACAGACAGCCGAAGUACGAAGAUCAAAUUAUGAAGAAAUGGAUGACUCCUCCUUAGUAAAGAGAACAAAGAAUUUUAGCAUGGAAGCAGAAAUAGCAAAACUAGAUUCGGACGAGGGGAUGGAUACAUACGACUCAAUUGACGAGAUAAACGACUGGGAAUUUGACGAACUCGGAAGGGACUAUGAUGCACCAUCCAACCACCAAAGAAUAUGAAACUUCAUCGGGUACAUACUUAAACUCAAUUCUUUAUAAACUGCAAGAAAAAAAUUAAGAGAAUGCAUGAAAUUAUUGUAACGCUUAAUGAUUACACCACCCCCCUGCCCAUAUAGUAGCCUGUUACAGAAAAAA